Messenger RNA from Arachis ipaensis, 1424 nucleotides. RefSeq names its product protein HEAT INTOLERANT 4. Lineage: Eukaryota; Viridiplantae; Streptophyta; Magnoliopsida; Fabales; Fabaceae. Gene Ontology annotation, biological process: regulation of cellular response to heat. The record is from RefSeq and is a predicted model, not a curated record.
CGUUGGUGAAAAAAGAUGCCGGACCAUUGAAUCAUUCACCCUCUUCUCUCCCCCCUCAGCCGUCAACCGUAGCUCUGCACUCCUCUUUGGCUCUCUCAAUCGUCUCUCUUGGCUCUCAUUCCGUGAAGCUCCUUCGGUUCAUCUUUUCUCAUUGCUUCUACUGAGGAGAUAAAUCGGAAAAAACGUCACAAUGAGGAAUGCAAGUAAGAGGAAGAGAGAACCCCAACAUGGACCACAACAAAACAAGAAACAUUCCACGAAACCACCUUCUCGAUCUCAAGCUAACCCUAAGCCCCACGAGGAGUACUUCGAGGAGAAGCGCAACUUGGAAGAUUUGUGGAGAGAAGUUUUCCUUGUUGGAACAGAGUGGGAUCAAUUGGAUUCUGUAUAUCAGUACAAGUGGAGUUUCUCUAAUCUGGAAGAUGCAUUUGAAGAGGGCGGUGUUCUACAUGGGAAAAGGGUUUACCUUUUUGGUUGCACUGAGCCUCAACAAGUCUGCUUUAAAGAUGUAGAAAAAGUUAUCUUCGUACCUAUUAUUGUCGCUGUAGUAUCACCUUUCCCACCAUCUGAUAAAAUUGGGAUUACCUCUGUUCAAAGAGAGAAUGAAGAGAUUGUUCCCAUGAAACAAAUGAAAAUGGAUUGGAUCCCAUAUAUGCCCCCAAAGGACCGAUUGAAGUCUCAAGUAUUUAUCUUGAGUUGCACCCAAAGGAGGUCUGCUUUAAAACAUCUAAAGUUGGAACAAGUAAAAAAGUACGAGUACUGCUUGCCAUAUUUCUACCAUCCAUUCAAGGAAGAUGAACUUGAACAAAGUACCGAGGUUCAAAUAUUGUUUCCAACAGAGCCGAAGCCGGUCUUUGGUACAUUUGAUUGGGAGUUUGACGAUCUUGAGGAGUUCACUAAUGCUGUCAUACAAGAUGAGGAAUUAUCAGCAGAUCAAAAAGAUGCCUUCAAGGAAUUUGUCAAGGAAAGAGUACGUGAAGCAAAGAAAGCUAAUAAAGAGGCAAGGGAAGCUCGGAGAAAAGCCGUUGAGGAAAUGAGUGAGGAAACUAAAGCUGCAUUUGAAAAUAUAAGAUUUUACAAAUUCUAUCCUGUGCAAAGUCCAGAUGCUCCUGAUGUGUCAAAGAAGUGUGAAGUCAUUAACAGGUAUUAUGGAAAGGCUCAUGAGUAUCUGUGAUUUGCUCCCAGACGACGAUGUUGACGGCUUAAAACUUUUCAUGCUUGUUUUGCGUGUAGCUAGAAGUGGUCUGGUUGUUGUUUACCGUAGUAUCAUCUCAGUGGCGUAGUUAUUAAGAUCGAACAGGUAAUUAACUCUAUCAUAGUAUUGGGUCAUUGGAUUACUAGUGCAACCAUUGAAUCACUAAUUGAUCUGUUAGAUCGGUUAUAAUUAAAUAGGUAUAUAUAAUUAUAUUUCAUUCUUUUCAUAA